This is a messenger RNA of Parasteatoda tepidariorum (common house spider), 3296 nucleotides long. It is a transcript of the gene Gad1, whose product is annotated as glutamate decarboxylase. Lineage: Eukaryota; Metazoa; Arthropoda; Arachnida; Araneae; Theridiidae. Gene Ontology annotation, molecular function: glutamate decarboxylase activity; pyridoxal phosphate binding. The record is from RefSeq and is a predicted model, not a curated record. Gene Ontology annotation, cellular component: cytoplasm. Gene Ontology annotation, biological process: GABA biosynthetic process.
AUAGGGGGCAAAGGAGAGGGGGUAAAGGAUGCUGCGACAAAAUCCCAGCGCCCAGACGCAACUUAGCCUCCUAAAAGUUCGCAAUCUCUUCCAACCAUGGACAGGAAAAUCACCAAAGAUAUUGGAACCUUAAAAUUUACCGAUCUAUAUCCGAACGGUAAAGGCGAUGUCGACGAAAACACACGCAACUUUCUCUUGAAAGUUGUGGAAAUUAUGUUAGAUUUCAUUUCCAAAACUAAUGACAGAAAGGCAAAGGUACUGGAUUUUCAUCAACCUGACCAGUUGAAGCAAAUCCUUGAUCUUGAGAUACCAGAUGAGCCAUUGAAUUUGGACCAGUUGCUGGUGGAUUGCAAAGAUACGUUAAAGUAUCAAGUCAAAACAGGUCAUCCACAUUUUUUGAAUCAGCUUUCAACAGGACUUGAUAUUGUUUGCUUAGCUGGAGAAUGGUUAACAGCAACUGCAAAUACUAAUAUGUUUACAUAUGAAAUUGCGCCAUGCUUUAUUUUAAUGGAAGAAGUGGUGUUAAGAAAAAUGAGAGAAAUUAUUGGAUGGCCCGAAGGCGACAGCAUGUUGGCUCCUGGUGGUUCGAUAUCAAACUUAUAUGCUUGCCUGUGUGCCCGACAUAAAAUGUUUCCUGAUUACAAGCAAAAAGGUCUAAUCAGUCUUGGGCAACAAUUGGUCAUCUAUACAAGCGAACACUCGCAUUAUUCUUUGAACGGUGCUGGAAUGGUGAUGGGGAUUGGAACAGAAUUUGUUCGUGAGGUGAAAUGUGACAAAAGGGGCAGAAUGAUACCUGGUGAGCUUGAGCAGUACAUUAUUUCGGAUAAAGCAAAAGGUUAUACUCCUUUCUUUGUCUGUGCCACAGCUGGAACAACGGUUCUUGGUGCUUUUGAUCCAAUUAAUGAUAUUGCUGAUAUCUGUGAUAAGUACGGUAUUUGGUUUCACAUAGACGCAGCCUGGGGAGGUGGAGUGCUGUUGAGCCGAAAAUACAGGUACAAGAUGAGUGGAGUUGAAAGGGCUAAAUCAGUGACAUGGAAUCCUCAUAAAUUGCUAGGAACGUUGCUACAAUGCAGCACGUGUCACUUUAAAGAAGAGGGUCUUCUGUUAAGUUGCAACCAGCUAUCAGCAGAUUAUCUUUUCCAACAGGAUAAACAUUACGACGUUCAGUACGAUACAGGAGAUAAAGUCAUUCAGUGUGGACGGCAUAAUGACGUAUUUAAAUUGUGGCUGCAAUGGAGAUCUAAAGGAGACAAAGGGUUCGAAGAACAUAUCGAUCAUCUUUUCAAAAUGACAGAGUAUCAAGUGAAACAGAUCAAGGAGAAGAAAGAUAAAUACCACCUUUUGUUUGAGCCGGAAUGCACUAAUGUAUCCUUCUGGUAUAUCCCAAAACGGCUAAGAGGAGUCCCUCAUACCCCUGAAAAGGAAAAGAUUUUAGGAGAACUUACCGCAAAGUUGAAGUCAAAAAUGAUGAACGCGGGGACACUCAUGAUAGGUUAUCAACCUCUGGGGGAUAUUCCGAAUUUCUUCAGAAGCAUUAUUUCAAGUGCAGCUGUUCAAGAAGCUGAUGUAGAUUAUGCACUUGAUGAAUUAGACAGGCUUGGCCAUGAUUUGUAAAAGCACAUAGUUUUGAUUGAAAUAUUACGUGCUUGUUAUUUAGAUAUGUGUCACGUAUAAAUUAGAAGGAAAUUAUAUCUGGGCCCAACUACUUUAUUUUACAUACCUGACAAUUUGCAAAAUUCCAGUUUUCCGCAAAUUGUUGGGCAAUUUUACUUUUCUCCCCAAUGCUUCAAAAUUUUUCUUAAACUAAAAUCAAAAAUUUUCCUUUUCAACAAUUUAUAAAAAUACAUAUAUUGGGCCAUUGUUAACUUGUCAUCGGCUUCCUAAUGAGGCUUAUGAAAUGUUAGAUAUGUUACAUAAAGUGCGUGCUAUUUGUUUGUAUCGUCAUUGUAUUUGUGCAAGUAAAAAGAUGAUUAUUCAUCGACAAAAAAUCCAUGUCUUCCAAACUUAGAUGUACUGAAGUGUAAGUGAACAAACCAUGUUCCAUCUUCAAGUAUGAAUAGAAAUUUCAUUUGUGUUUCAUCACUUAUGUGUAUUCAUUGUAGAGAGUUGCUAACACGUUUAGCCUGCUAUUGAUUGUAGUACACAACAACAAAAGCAGGCAAACAGUUACGUACAGACAUGCUUGAGCAUGUAUAGAGAUAUUUUUAACGUAAAGCACUAAUUAUUCUAAGCAGUUUAUUUUAUGUGUCUCGAAUUUAAAGUGUUAGUUCUUUAAUUAUGUGUACAUAAAUGUAUUUAGAAAUUAAUCGAAAUAUUUUAGGUUCAAAAAUUAUAAAAUGUACAUUUAACAAAUCUAUUUAAAUGUUUUACAUGAUAAAAGAAUAUCUAUUUAAGGCAGGGACGGUUGUUAGCAAUAUUAAGAAUCAUAGGUAGAGAUCAAAUGUUGCGAAGGCUACGUUCUCUGUUUAUAAUUUGUUAUUUCAGUGCCUAUUGCUGUGUUGUGAUUUAAAAGUUUUUCCCUGUAACAAAACUAUUCUGGACUCUAUUUCGUUCAAAUGUUCUGUUACCAUGUUUAUAACUUUAGUGGCUAAAACAUUUAUGAAAAAAAUUUAUUAUAUUUAGAUGAUAUAUUUGUACUUGAAAAUAUAUUUCUUAAUAAUUGCGAAGAAAAAAGAAACAAUUUUUAAAUACCAGCAUAUUUUUGAAAGAAAAAAUGAGAACUUUUUUAUUAGAAAAUGUCUUGUAAUGAGAGAUUGAAGUUUUUUUUACUUUUGAUGCAUGCUUCCUUUUUUACUCUUAUGCAGAAACCCAUCACCUUUUAAUAUUUUCUUUAGGUUAGGUUAGGAAUAUUUAAACAUUUUCAUUUCACGUUAUAGUUUUAAUGACCUGUUAAUUGUUAUAUUACUUACAUUCGUAGUGUUGUAAGUCCUAGAACGUCCAAAUGUUAAAUAUUAUUAAAAUAAUGUCUGUGUCACCUGUUGAAUGUUUCAGAGAUAAUUGUCUAUAUCAUAAAUCUUCCCUCUCUAAAAAAAUCUUUGAAUGUUGUGGAUUGUUGACAAGUUAAUAUAGCAUGUAUGCUUAUUCAAUAUUAUAAAUGUUAUAAAAACAUAUCCAAUUUUAAGCUUGUCAGUUAAAAUAUUUUGUGUUUUCAAUUUCUUAAAGCACUAUAGAAUACUUUCAUAGUUUCUUGUAAAGUUGUGGUACAACGGGAAUGUUCAAAAACGCAAGUGAUAUAAAGGUUACUAAUAUGUAUUUAUCUUUUAAAAUUUUAAUAAAUACCUUCACUAGAAAAUUAA